AAUUGUUCCCAAACACAAAAUCAUCUAAGUAAGCUACUGCAUCAUUAGAAACCAUAUCAUGCCCAUUUUGGAUUUACGGUUGAUAACACACCCUUAGUCUUGGUUUUCCUAUUUUUAUAGUGGCAAGUUGGAGAGUGAAGGAGACAACGGAUGAUUGCCAUUUGCACAGAACUCAGGAAGCUGGGAGCAACAGUUGAAGAAGGACCAGAUUAUUGUGUGACCACUCCACCGGAGAAUCUCAACGUAACAACUACUGCCACAUAUGAUGAUCACAGAAUGGCCAUGGCAUUCUCACUUGCUGCCUGUGGAGAUGUUCCUGUCAUCAUCAACGACCCAAAUCUGUAGUGUUGCCCACAAACCCAAAUCUCUGAGUUCACUCUCUUUUGGGUCACAGUUUUUGGACUCAUCAAAGUCUUUGACUUCGAAGCACAAGCAUGUGUGCAUGGUGGGUGGUGGUAAAGUUGGUACAUUUAGAGUUUGUGCUUCAGUUGCCACAGCUGAGAAGCCAUCAACGGUACCGGAGAUCGUGUUGCAACCCAUCAAAGAUAUCUCCGGCACUAUCACGUUGCCGGGGUCCAAGUCACUGUCAAAUCGGAUUCUGCUUCUGGCUGCUCUAUCUGAGGGAACAACUGUUGUACACAACUUGUUGGAUAGUGAAGAUAUUCAUUACAUGCUUGGUGCAUUGAAAACCCUAGGACUACAUGUGGAAGAUGACAAGGCAAUAAAAAGAGCAAUUGUGGAAGGCUGUGGUGGUCUCUUUCCAGUGGGUAAAGAAUCAAGGGAUGAAAUUCAACUUUUCCUUGGAAAUGCCGGAACUGUAAUGCGGCCAUUGACAGCUGCAAUUACUGCUGCUGGUGGACAUUCAAGCUACAUACUUGAUGGGGUGCCCCGAAUGAGAGAGAGACCAAUUGGGGAUUUAGUUGAUGGUCUUAAGCAGCUUGGUGCAGAUGCUGACUGUUUUCUUGGCACAAAAUGUCCUCCUGUGCGUGUAGUUGGAAAGGGGGGUCUUCCUGGGGGUAAGGUGAAGCUCUCUGGAUCAACUAGUAGUGUAUUCUUGACUGCUUUGAUCAUGGCUGCUCCUCUGGCUCUUGGAGAUGUUGAAAUUGAAAUCAUCGACAGGUUGAUUUCCGCUCCUUAUGUUGAGAUGACUUUGAAGCUGGUGGAACGGUUUGGGAUCUCUGUAGAACACAAUGAUAGCUUGGAUCGGUUCUUGAUCCAUGGAGGUCAAAAGUACAAUAAAUAUUUCAGGUCUCCUGGAAAUGCUUAUGUUGAAGGUGAUGCUUCAAGUGCUAGUUACUUCUUAGCUGGUGCAGCAGUCACCGGUGGGACAGUUACUGUUGAAGGCUGUGGGACAAGCAGUUUGCAGGGAGAUGUAAAAUUCGCGGAAGUUCUUGAGAAGAUGGGUGCUAAAGUUACCUGGACAGAGACUAGUGUCACAGUAACUGGACCACCUCAAGAUUCUUCCAAAAGAAAACACUUGCGAGCUAUUGAUGUCAACAUGAACAAAAUGCCAGAUGUUGCGAUGACUCUUGCUGUAGUUGCUCUUUUUGCUGAUGGACCGACUACUAUAAGAGAUGUGGCAAGUUGGAGAGUGAAGGAGACAGAACGAAUGAUUGCCAUUUGCACAGAACUCAGGAAGUUGGGAGCAACAGUUGAAGAAGGACCAGAUUAUUGUGUGAUCAUUCCACCGGAGAAUCUCAAUGUAACAACUAUUGACACAUAUGAUGAUCACAGAAUGGCCAUGGCAUUCUCACUUGCUGCCUGUGGAGAUGUUCCUGUCAUCAUCAACGACCCUGGUUGCACCCGAAAAUCAUUCCCAGAAUACUUUGAAGUCCUCCAGAGGUUUAUAAAGCAUUGAACAGCCCUUUUACUACAACCAAAGCGGCAGGUAGCUAGCCUACCCUAUUUUUCUAUAUUGCCUUAAAACUUUUGUGAUAUAUAAAUGUAAGUUGAGCUUGUUAUUUGUAAGAUUGUAAUUCAAUUUCUACUUAAUGCAGUCUCUCUUCUGUGUGU
Quercus lobata is the source of this 2013-nucleotide messenger RNA. Its product is annotated as 3-phosphoshikimate 1-carboxyvinyltransferase 2-like. The transcript is spliced from 9 exons. Gene Ontology annotation, molecular function: 3-phosphoshikimate 1-carboxyvinyltransferase activity. Gene Ontology annotation, biological process: aromatic amino acid biosynthetic process; chorismate biosynthetic process. Bases 263 to 1858 code for a protein of 531 amino acids. Lineage: Eukaryota; Viridiplantae; Streptophyta; Magnoliopsida; Fagales; Fagaceae. The record is from RefSeq and is a predicted model, not a curated record.